Messenger RNA from Nanorana parkeri, 2667 nucleotides. It is a transcript of the gene ENTPD4, whose product is annotated as ectonucleoside triphosphate diphosphohydrolase 4. The record is from RefSeq and is a predicted model, not a curated record. Gene Ontology annotation, cellular component: membrane. Bases 290 to 2140 code for a protein of 616 amino acids. NCBI's taxonomy places the organism in Eukaryota, Metazoa, Chordata, Amphibia, Anura, Dicroglossidae. Gene Ontology annotation, molecular function: nucleoside diphosphate phosphatase activity. The transcript is spliced from 13 exons. Gene Ontology annotation, biological process: nucleoside diphosphate catabolic process.
GAGAUAUAGACAGGUGUCCGGUUGCUAGGGCCGCCUGGUUACCGGGCCGUAGGCUAGGAGGUAGUGUGUGCGCACACCUCCUUUCAACUCCUCCCCGGUGUAGAGCUGCCUGCCCAAGCGCGGUGACGUGUCCCUGACCCGGGGAAGAGAGGAGAUCCCCGGGGGAGCCGGACAGGUGGACAAUAUGGAUGAGAUUACUCUGGAUGGAACGUGGUAAUAUAACCACAGUUAUGGGUUGAACGUUUCUUCCUCCUCUACUCAAGAACCCGUCUUCUGAUAAGUCUCCAAUAUGGGGCGGAUCAGCAUAUCUUGCCUCCUUCCGGCUUCCUGGCACUUCAGCUUAUCCCCCGGUGGGUGCCCGCGUGCUCUGAAUACCACCUUACGCCAGCUGGUUGUUAUCGGUGUAGUGGCUGCCAUCCUCUUCUUGCUGUUCUACUCUUUACUUCUAGUCCGUACCAAGUACAGCCAAUCCCAGCGAGACCGCAAAUAUCAAAGGUACCUGGCUCGCGUUACUGACAUUGAAGCCACAGACACCAACAACCCCAAUCUUAAUUACGGUGUAGUGGUGGACUGCGGAAGCAGCGGGUCCCGUAUAUUUGUGUAUUGCUGGCCGCGGCAUAAUGGAAAUCCUCACGACUUGCUGGAUAUCAAGCAAAUGAGAGACCAGAACAGGAAGACCGUUGUCAUGAAGAUCAAACCAGGUAUUUCCGAGUUUGCUACCACCCCGGAGAAAGCCAGUGACUACAUCUCUCCGCUGCUCAAUUUUGCCACCAGCCAUAUACCGCGGGAUAAGCACAAAGAGACCCCGCUAUAUAUCCUGUGCACAGCAGGGCUCCGAAUCCUGACUGAGAGCCAGCAGGAGGCCAUCCUUGAAGAUCUGCGGACUGAUAUCCCGGUACAUUACGACUUUCUCUUCUCCGACUCCCACACAGAGGUCAUCUCAGGGAAGCAGGAAGGAGUUUACGCUUGGAUCGGCAUCAAUUUUGUUUUGGGUCGCUUUGAUCAUUUAGACGAUGAAGAUGAAGCACUAGUAGAGGUCAAUGUGCCUGGCAGCGAUCACAAGGACGCCAUCAUACGUAAGCGCACGGUGGGCAUCUUGGAUAUGGGCGGAGUCUCCACUCAGAUCGCAUAUGAAGUACCUAAAAGUGUAAGCUUUGCCUCCUUCCAGCAGGAAGAGAUGGCUAAGAACCUGCUGGCAGAGUUCAACCUUGGCUGUGAUGCCCACGAGACACAGCACGUGUACAGGGUGUACGUGGCCACUUUCUUGGGCUUUGGGGGCAAUGCUGCUCGACAAAGAUACGAGGAGCACAUCUUUCUCAGCACAAUGGAAAAGAACAGACUUCUAGCGGGGAAGGUUGGUCUGUCUGCAGACAUGCCGUAUCUGGACCCAUGCCUUCCAUUGGACAUCCCAGAUAAAAUACAGCAGGGGGGACAGACUAUGUUUGUACGUGGAACAGGUGACUUUCACCUCUGCCGUCGGAUUAUCCAGCCGCUCAUGAACUUAUCCAAUGAAACGCAGACUACUUUAAGAGGCGUCUAUCAGCCACCUCUGUCCUACCACAACAGUGAGUUCUAUGGCUUCUCGGAGUUCUACUACUGCACUGAAGAUGUGUUGCGUAUGGGUGGGGACUACAACUCGGCGCGCUUCCUGAGAGCAGCACAGGAUUAUUGUGCCACUAAGUGGACGGUUUUAAAAGAGAGAUUUGACCGUGGUCUGUAUGCUUCACAUGCUGACAUGCACAGACUUAAGUACCAGUGCUUCAAGUCAGCCUGGAUGUACGAGGUCUUCCACGACGGUUUCUCAUUUCCUUCUAAUUACAGCAAUCUGAAGACUGUGCUCCAAGUGUAUGACAAGGAGGUGCAGUGGACGCUGGGAGCCAUCUUGUAUAGAACACGGUUUUUACCACUGAGGGACAUCCAGCAAGACCAGUUCCGCGGCAGCCAUCCACACUGGCGUGGGGCGUCUUUUGUAUACAACCACUACCUGUUCCUGGUGUGUUUCCUGGUGGUCCUGCUGUCUAUUAUGCUGUACCUGCUAAGGCUUAGACGUAUCCACCGGCGCAUGCAGCGGAAUACAUCGUCCUCUGCGCUUUGGGUGGAGCAAGGACUGCAGCCGUCUGGGCUCCCCGGCACCUUGUAGGGAACUGACAGCAAUAUGUUGCACAUCCUUCCCGCCCCCGUUUGGUGGAAAGGGUUAGCGGAGAAGGACUUUUGUGAACUGCACAGUGGCUCCCUCUGCUGGAAAGAGAGGAACCUUGGUGAGGUUGACCUUGGCUCCUGCGGUGCCAUCCUGGAUGGGAGGAGACAGAUCAAAGCCAUGUUUUAUGCCUCAGGGUCCCCAACCUGGUAAUAAAAAGGGGCGCAAGGUGUGUUCCUGUGACCUCUAUGGAGGACACAGCUCAUACGUUUUCACUUUAGGGUUUCCCGCACCAGGGAGAUCACACCUGUCUUCUGUAAUAAUGCUAAGCUGGCACUUUCCUCCACAGCAAGAGACAUUUGUUUGUUUUUUUAUGAGUUGUGCAAGGUUUGAAUAGAAGUCGUGUUUCAAAAAUCUGAUCGCAGUACUGUAAGUUGCAAAGCUUCUUGUUUGAUAGGAAGAGGUAUGAACUGUUCUGUAUUGUGAAUGUUUACUUGUGUCCGCCUCCAGCUCCCAGACGCCUGCCAUAU